Closterium sp. Yama58-4 is the source of this 1704-nucleotide messenger RNA. The record is from the annotation of a GenBank genome assembly. NCBI's taxonomy places the organism in Eukaryota, Viridiplantae, Streptophyta, Zygnematophyceae, Desmidiales, Closteriaceae.
AUGGGUCCCGUGGGUGCCGUCCCGCCUCCGGUGGUGCAGUGCGAGAACGGAGGGUCCGAGACGUGCACUAUCAACAACGCCUAUGGAGCCAAUUUUGAUAACGUCACGUGCAGGGCAUCACGAGUGUUCUACCCAGCAUCAGAGGACGAAUUCAUUGCUGCCGUUGCAUACGCCAGCCAGAACAACCUCCCAGUGAAGGUGGUGAGCCAGUUCAUCCACACCACGGCCAAGUGGUACUGUCCAGGCGGGCAAGCAGGUGUCGUUAUAGUCACAACCUUCUACAACAGCAUUCAGCUUGACACACAGGCCAUGACUGUCACUGUAGACGCAGGUGUCAUGAUCUACGAUUUUUUCAGCUAUCUCGCUCGCUACAACCUCACCUUCCCCACUGCGCCCUACUGGGACGGGGUGACUGUCAUUGGGGCUAUUGGCACUGGCUCGCAUGGCAGCACUCUGCAGUUCAAGGGUGGGCGCAUGGGAGAAUACGUGAGGGGGGUGCGGGUGGUGGUGGCAACCGACGAGGCGAGUGGGUGGGUGGGGGUGAGGGAGGUGAGCGGAGGAGACGAGCUGCUGGCUGCUCGCCUGCACCUGGGGCUGCUCGGUGCCAUUUCCAAGAUGACCCUCGAGGUCUACCCCAUGUGGAAACGCCAAAUCGUCUUCUACAACACCAGUGAUGAUAACAUCGAGAAUGAAAUCCUCUCAUUCGCUCAAAACACCACAUUCCCGGACCUUAACUGGUAUCCCUCCUCGUACAGUGUCUUCUGGCGUCGAGACAACCUGGUGUCAGUAGCUACACCAGGGGAUGGUUCCUACACGCUCCCACUCUUCCCCGGCCGCCUUGAAUACGUCUGGGCUGCUCUGGCUGCCAUGGACUAUCAAUCCGAGGUCUCUCGCAAUGCAGACGAGCAGUGCCAGGCCUGGAUGAACAUCCAGGUACCGACUCUGCUUGGUGGUGGUGGUGGUUUCACCAAUGAUGGCUCUUCCUUCUCAUCCUUCCCUGUUGUUGGAUUCCACAACCGCAUUCAGUCGUCCAGCGGAUGUGAGUUUGCUCCAGACUAUCCCAUCGGCAGACAGACGUGUGCCUGGGAUCCUCGCAUCAGCGGCAUCAAAUUCUUUGAGACCACCCAUGUCAUUCCUCUCAGGCGACUCAAAGAAUUCAUUUUGACUAUCAAGCGCAUCCGGGACAUGAGGCAGAAUGCAUUCUGCGGUGUUGGUCUGUACGGAGGCAUCUUCUUCCGUUUCAUCCGUGGGUCAACCACACUUCUUGGCAACAGUGAGGAUGCAGCUAUGGUGGACAUUCAGUACUACAGGAACACGAAUGUUUCCCACCCUCGUACAAAUGGGGACAUCACUGACGAGUUCGAGCAAAUUCAAGGGAGGCUUUUUGAUGCUCUUCCUCACUGGGGAAAGAAUAGGGAUGUUGCUUUUGACAACAUUUUGCACAAAGUGCCGGGUGCGGCAAGGUUCCUGCGUGUCAGGCAACAAUUUGAUCCUCGUGGCUUAUUUCUCAAUGAGUGGGCCAUGAGGGUCUUCCGUCUCAGCAGGACGCCUGUACAGAUAUACCGUCCGCUCUGUGCUUUAGAAGGUGUCUGUCACUGCACGGACGACUCCCACUGCAACCCAGCAGCUGGUGCUUUCUGUGCCAAAGGCUUGGUCUUCACCAAUGCCACCGUUUGCCGCCUUGCAACCGUUCAGCAAUCUUGA